GCCACAAAUCAUUCGAUUCCUAGAUUCUAGCCCGGCCGGACGCGCGCGCGCUCCUUCCACGCGAACGACGACGCGAGUAGAGUUUGUAAAAGCUACUCACGGCAAGUCACUCCAUGUAAUUAUUUCGAAUUAAAUCUGCUAAAUUGAGCGACAACAGAAUCGACGUUACGCUGUGCGAUCGAUUUGGUUGCGUGUGAUAAGAACUUUAUCUAAUCGACUGUGUGAAACGAAUUCGAUGUGGGACACAGCGAAAGAUCCCACGAACAGUUGAACUAAUUUCAGUACUAAUCAGCUGUUAACAAUCGCGAGCAAUAAUUUAUUAGUCCAUAUUAGUUUGCUGCUGAAUAACAAAGAGGUGUUUAGUGUGCGCGAAAGAGAGGAGUUCUAAGUCCCGAUACGAGGAAGCCUUAUACUAAGAAGACUGUUUGUAACUAAGGUGCUGUGUUGUAACGUUAUUAGUAUAUAACUUAACUGCGAGCGUUCGCAAACCACCUUCCUACUCGUCUCGGCUUGCCCGCUGGGAAUUUACAACGCCACCCAGUAGUAAGUUCAACGGUUCAGUCGUAACGCGCUCGUCAGAUACUGUGAACGAUAAGUUGAAUUUUCCUAAAGAUUCUCUGGUCGGUGGUGUCGUCGACGGUGAUUUUCCAUUGAAUCGAUUAGAAUCGAAUUAGUGUUCUAGAACACGCGGAAAAAUGCAACUGUGGCUACGAGCGUUAGGAGUGGUGCUCCGCAUAGCGAAUAUAGUGCUACUACCGCUGAUUAAAUUCAUCGGAGGGCCACGCCGGAAGACUCCGUUCCCGGAAAUUCGCAACGAAAUGCUGGAGAUUCCUGCCGUCGACCUGGCAGAGCGGAUCAGAAACAAGGAGCUCCGCUCGGAGGACGUGGUACGGGCUUACAUAGACCGGAUCCGGGAAGUGAACCCAUUGAUCAAUGCCGUCGUCGAGGAACGCUUUGCGGCGGCUAUCGAAGAAGCCAAGAAGGCAGACCAGAUGAUUGCAAACAUGCAAACGAUCUGGCUCAUAAAAACAUAUCCACUGCUUGGGGUACCAUUCACGGUGAAGGAAAGCUGUGGGCUGAAAGGUGCCCUGUUCACCGGGGGCUCACUGCCUCGCGCGGGAAUCAAGGCGACCUCCGACGGUGAAGCGGUGGCACUGCUGAGGGCAGCCGGAUGUAUCCCCUUGUUGGUAUCCAACACGCCGGAAUAUUGCCUCAGCUGGGAGUCGUACAACCACAUCACCGGUAGAACGCUGAACCCAUACGACAACCGACGAACGGCCGGUGGUUCUUCCGGCGGGGAAGGUGCACUGAUUGCGACCGGUGCAUCGCUGUUUGGCGUGGGAAGUGACGUAGCCGGAUCGAUUCGGGUGCCAGCGCUGUUCAAUGGUAUUUUCGGCCAUAAACCAACGGCGGAUGUCAUUUCGAUAGACGGUCACUUCCCAUCAUCGUCCGACGAUAAGUUUCGCAACUUCCUAACGGUGGGACCAAUGUGUCGCUACUCCAAAGAUCUUCCUACUCUAGUCCACAUCAUGGCCGGUUCGAAGGCUUACAAACUGCGCCUGGACGAAACGGUCUACACCAAAGACAUCAAGAUCAACUACAUGGAAGAUUUCGGCUUCAACGUGGCAUUCGUUCAGGUGGACGAAGAAAUUAAAAUCGCCAUGUACAGAGCGGUACAAUAUUUCAAGGAUCACGGUCUCCAGACGGAACGAGCCGAAUUUGAUAACAUGAACAACUGUAUGGAGAUGGCAAUGUGCACGCUGCAAUCGCUUGAAGACGUACCAAAUAUGUUCGACAGCCGGGACAAUCCCAAGGAGAAGCACAGUCUGUUGAUGGAGCUCGUUAAGUCGCUCAUCGGUCGGUCGCAGUUUACGUUGGCGGCAAUCGUGUUCUACAUACUGUACCAUACUAAGGAGCUGUUCAGCCCAGAGGAUCGACAGAGAUACCUUCGCAUGAAGGAUGAUCUCCGGAAACAGAUAAUUGACACCUUGGGCACAGAUGGAGUACUGUUUCUACCGACAUACCCGACUCCCGCUGUACGGCAUUACGAAUCGUUCGGACAUACUACCGGUGUUACCUACACGAUGUUGUUCAAUGCACUCGGGUUCCCUGGAACGCACGUCCCACUAGGAUUCAACAAGCAAGGCCUCCCUAUUGGUAUACAGGUAGUUGCUGCCCCCUAUCAGGACCGGCUAAGUCUCUGUAUUGCGCGCGAAUUGGAAGCUGCCUUCGGCGGAUGGAAGGCGCCGAAAUGAGCUUUCAAUCUUGUGGAGGUUUAAUGUUAUUUGUUGAACAUUUUUAGCGAUUAAAUGGGAAGUGGAUUUUGAUAUUUAUUCACAUGAGAAAAACAUCUAAGAUGUGUAAGUGAGAGUGUAAGACUAUGUGAUAACGUGAAUAGCAUUCAAUUUUUUUGGAAGCAAAAGAUUCUAGCAAUUUGAACAAAAAA
Messenger RNA from Armigeres subalbatus, 2446 nucleotides. Its product is annotated as fatty-acid amide hydrolase 2-B-like. Gene Ontology annotation, cellular component: endomembrane system. The coding region runs from base 696 to 2255 and encodes 519 amino acids. The transcript has 5 exons. Lineage: Eukaryota; Metazoa; Arthropoda; Insecta; Diptera; Culicidae. The record is from RefSeq and is a predicted model, not a curated record.